Messenger RNA from Mycena citricolor, 1275 nucleotides. NCBI's taxonomy places the organism in Eukaryota, Fungi, Basidiomycota, Agaricomycetes, Agaricales, Mycenaceae. The record is from the annotation of a GenBank genome assembly.
CCAGGUCCAAGCCGCAAUGUAGCCUCGCGGUGCCAAACAACGGUCACAUUUUCAUGCUCGUUCGCUCGAUCAAGGAUUCUUUGAAAUUUGAGAUAGGAUUCGAUAUGAUUCAAUACACGAGAGCUGUGGCACCCAGACGCACACAGAUUUGGCUCACUCAUUCCAGCCGUCGCGUCCCCGCGCUUGGACUGUACAGUUCCGUAUUGUGCCACGAUCACGUGAAUCGCCUGAUUGAUGACGUCGACCACUCGUUCCAAGCCACUGGGUCACCUCUGAGAGCUUUGUAGGCGGUCGCAAAGACAGAACCCCAGAGGAAGCGAAGGCCAGAUUCGCUUGACAUAUCUGUCGGAACCCCGUGGCUAAAGUUGAAUAGCGGCGCGCGCCUGGCAAGACCUUGUUUGAGCAUUGGCCCUCUUUGAACGUCGUGUCAAUGGGACCCGACGCUUUUCAAAGCACGAAGAAGGCGGCUUUUUGCCGAUUCAUUGACCUCAAAGCAGCGAAAAGCCAUGAAAUGCGCCUUGACCAGCCCGCGCUUUGCCGUCGCCUCCGUGCGCCCGCCUUACGCUUUACUGCCCACCGUUAAAGCGUUCGAUUGUGCUUUGAGUCGACGAAUGGUAUAUAGGAUGGAUACAGGAUGCUAGGAGUGCACCCAUCCACUCAACCCACUCAACAUUCUCAACCUCCCAUCAACUUCAAACGAUAUGUCGCAACAGCAAGUCCUCGACUGGUGGCACAAAAACACCAACGCGGUCUAUGUCAACCGCCCGCCCUCCAGUGCACAGAAUGUCAUCUUGUUCGACCCCGUGUACAGCCCGUGCUCGAUGGGGGUCGCGCUUCUUAACCUGGAGCACAAAUUCGGCAUAGCUCGCGGCGAAGAGCGUCUCGACACGCUGCUCCCUGCUCUGCGCAGCACCCGGGCCUGGCCAUUUGCCGAUCUCGUCAUUGAAUGGCCGGGAUACAAGAGCGUCGACUCCAAGUUCCGCAUGCAGGAUGAUUCGGGACACUUCAUCACGCUCAAGUACCUCGGCGAGCUCCUCGCUCGCGAGUGGAAGCAGUUCGCAACCGACCGCGCUGGCGAGCGAUUCCACGACUCGGCCCGCGCUCCGGGCAUGCGCAUCGGAUAUCAGGACGGGAUCCAGUACGACCAGGUUCGCAUCGUGUCGAUGUACACCGUCGAUGGACUCAAGUGGCGUCUCUGCUACGGAGUCGUGCAGAAUUAUGCUCGCGUCUAAGGAAUGAGACUGAACGCUAGUGUAGAAUACCGGUCUACAUGAU